AUGAGCGCCGCGCGGCCACGUGAGGGCGCGGGCUGCGUCACCUGGUGGGGUUUUAGCCCUGCGCGCGACCUACUGAGUGUAGGCCCCGAGAGACAAGAGGGGCAUGUCAAUGUUUUGCUGGUGGGCAGCGCAGAUCCAAGACACAUUCUGAAAACCAUUGCUGGUUUACGGGAGACAGACAGCCUUCAUAUUUGGGUGAUAGAAAACAGUAUGGACGUGGUGGCAAGACAUUUGGUGCUGCUCUAUCUGUCUCUAACACCCCAGGAAAGCAUGGGUCUACAUGAGAAGACUGAGGUUUUCCUGGAGGUGUUUGGCAACAGUGAGAUCCGCAGCCAUACAGAGGAGAUACUCAGACAUGCGGCAUCACAGCUCUCUCUGUCUGUAAAUGACACACCGGACACAGCCAAGAACUCCUGCCUGGACACAACUUCACUCAAGUACAAAGAGCGAGAUGAGCUGGUUAGGAUAUUCAAGCUAUGGAUCAAGCCUUCAUCUACCAAAUCUCCAUCUGGCCAUGUUGUUCCUGUCUCUAUAACUAAGGCCUGGGAUGGACGGGUCAGGCAGCACCUGGGAACACGCUACGAUUCCAGGAGGGGUUCCUUCGACUGGGACUUGGCCAUGAAGCUACACCAGAAAGGGUGUGGUGUCAUCAACAAGCAGCAGUAUGUUCGAUGGAGGGAACGGGGCGUGGCGUUUGACAUGAGGGAAGGUGCCUAUCAAACAACCAAUGCAACUUUGCUCUCCACAAGAAUAUUCAGCCAUAGGGGUGACAAACUUGCAGCUCAAGGCUACUGGGGAGACAUUGUUUCCAGUCCCUACCUCUCCUUUGGCAUUGAGACUGAGGACAAAAGCCUACUGAAGACACAGAAUGGGCAACAUGUAAAGACAGCCCAGGAUAUCUCCUUUGCAAACGUCCAGGCAUUAUUACAACGCUUGUCCUGUAGGAGGAGCAGUCCCACUACUUCUCAGUCAGACACAGAGAAAACAGAGGCAGAGGAGCUGCCCUCACAGCCAGAGGGUUACCACAAAUCUGUCAGCAUUAAUGAUCUGAUGCAUCUGAAUAGGAUCUCUGUGACCUUCCUGCCCAUGGACUCUCUCUCCAAAUUACCAGAAAAACAGAAAUACUCUCAGUUCUUCAACACCAUCUACUUCUCUGCCAGCUUGGUGCACCAGUUGGGCCUGACGCUGAGACAGAUUGCAGCACCAAAAGCUGUGCUCGUCGUGGAGCUGGCCAAGUAUCUAUUGGAUCUGAAUAAAGAGCAAGAAGCAGGCUUUGCGCAGAGAGUGGCGAGCAUGGCUCAAGAGGCUGGAUUUGAGCCACGGCACGAGGCAAAGAGUGACGACGCCUUUGCCACUUUCACACUGCAGAAAGAGUAA
This is a messenger RNA of Myripristis murdjan (pinecone soldierfish), 1377 nucleotides long. RefSeq names its product dynein axonemal assembly factor 3 like (gene dnaaf3l). Lineage: Eukaryota; Metazoa; Chordata; Actinopteri; Holocentriformes; Holocentridae. The transcript is spliced from 11 exons. Gene Ontology annotation, biological process: motile cilium assembly; axonemal dynein complex assembly. The record is from RefSeq and is a predicted model, not a curated record. The coding region runs from base 1 to 1377 and encodes 458 amino acids.